UGGUUUUGUGUGAAUCUGCUUCUUUUAAUUAACAAAAAACAGGAGGAAAACCCAGAGAAUAAAAAGAAUCACACGAUGAGAAGAGAAAGAGAGAGGGGGGUUUACAUCCCCACUGUCGGCCAAUCAGAGUGCAGCAAUAACCAGAGAGAGCGAGAGAGAGAGAGAGAGGAGGAGGAGGAAAAGAUGCUGAAUAUUUUUAUAGAAGUUCAGACCAGAGGAGACCUGAAGGAGAAACAGGAAAAUAGAGGAUGAAGAGGAUGAACAGAGAUGAAGGUUGAGCUUUGACCUGACCAAUAAAACCGACUGAGGGAGAAACAGAAGGAGAAGGAGGAAGAGGAAGAGGAGAAGGAGAAGGAGGAAGAGGAGUCCAGAUGUUGAGUGUGUGGAGCCUCCAUCAUGGAUGAUGUGACACCUGGUGGCGCCGCAGGUGAGCUGCACCUGAGGCACCACAACUACCUGGUUCUGAUCCUCGGCUUGCCCCUGAUCCUGGUCAUCAUCCUGGGGAACGUCCUGGUGUGUGUGAGUGUUCUCACCCAUCACUCGCUGAAGACCGCCACCAACUACUUCAUUGUCAGCCUGGCGGUCGCCGACCUGCUGCUGGCCGUGAUGGUGCUGCCGCUGUAUGUCUACUCUGAGGUCAGUGUCAGUGACGACGUCUACUCUUUUCUGGGCGUCUGGACACUGACCACCAACAUCUGUGACGCUCUGAUGACCAUGGACGUGAUGCUGUGCACCGCCUCCAUCCUCAACCUGUGUGCCAUCAGUUCACGUGGGACUAUCAGAGAAAUGAAAAUGUCUGUACUGUAUCACAGGUACAUUGCUGUGGUGGUCCCUCUCCAGUACAACAGGAACCAGUUCAGUGUCCGUCAGCUGGCCCUCAUCACAGCGACCUGGGUUCUGUCUCUGGGCGUGGCCAGUCCAGUCAUCUUCGGUCUGAACCAGGUGCCGGUUCGUGAUCCGAGCGUUUGCAAACUGGAGAACGACCGUUUUGUGGUGUACUCGUCCGUCUGCUCCUUCUUUGUGCCUUGUCCCGUCAUGCUCCUCUUGUAUUACUUGAUGUUUCGAGGUCUGCGGCGGUGGAGCGGUCGGAGUCGAUCUCAGGUGGGUCGGCCAGGUCCAGCUCUCUCCCUGCGUCUCAGCUCACCUCUAGAGCGAGAUGAAACCACGAAAACUAGGAAAGACGAAGUGGUGUACACGAUGCCAACUGACCUCAGCCCGUCCCACGGGGGGACGGUGGUGGCGAAGAGUGACCCGAGGACGGACAGUGUGUCGUACGGAGAGGUCACAGACUGGGGGGAGGGGCUCAGCAGAGAGAUGAAGGACAGCGCCGCUGCAAAGAGAAGAAGAAGAAACAGCAAGAGCAGCAGAGUCAGUGGGAGGGAGCGCAAAGCCAUGAAGGUCCUGCCAGUGGUCGUGGGUGUGUUUCUGGCCUGUUGGACACCGUUCUUCAUCGUCCAUGUCACCAAAGUUUUGUGUCAGUCAUGUGACAUCAGCCCCGCCCUCAUCUCUGUGGUAACGUGGCUCGGCUAUGUCAACAGCGCUGUCAACCCUGUCAUCUACACCGCCUUCAACACCGAGUUCAGGAACGUCUUUCACAAGCUGAUCUGGUGUGGGACAUGAAACUACAACUGUAGGGCUAUUUUCAUAUCAGCCCAGAGACAAAUAUCGUUCUUUGAUAUUUGACAUUUUUCAUGGCGAUGUUCUUUAAAGGUUUUAAAUGUCUGUUGGCUUUUAUUGAUUUAAAAAGAUUUAGAAAACCAAACUGAGAGAAUAUUGUAAUGAAGUUUAUAAUAAUUUUAUCUGUGACGUUAAUGUGAUGACACACCAGAUUAUUUGUCAAAUGACAAGGAGACACAUUGAAAUUUUUUUUUUUAUAAAACCACAUGAAAAUACCCAUGGACUCUCAGGGACAACAGCCAUGGAAAACGAAGGGGUUACCAUGGUAACACGGAGCACACAUCCUCCAACUGCUACAUGUAAUAAACAUGUUGAACAAUAAAAACCUGAUGUGAAGUUUCACUGAUAUUUGAAGGCUAAUUAUCACCAUGUUAACAUGAAGCUACACACCAAACACUCGUUACACACUAUUUGUUAUACACUCUGAUAUGAUACUAUUAUUUUCAAUGUUUUAUAUUAUAUAUCAUUUUAUUUAUUAUUUGAUAUUAGAAAUCUAUGUAGUCUAUGUAUUUUCUCAUAUUAAUAUUUUAGUUAUUUUAUAGUAGAUAUAAUUUUUUUGCAUAGUAACUGGAAUAUAUCGUGGCUGAAGUUUCCGGUUCUAAACCGUUUCACUCAGUUUAGCAUUUUCAUUUUCUCAGGUUCUAUGUUCGGGUCUAACAGAGCAGGUGUAGUAACAGAGCAGGUGAAGUAAAAGACCAGGUGUAGUAACAGACCAGGUGUAGUAACAGACCAGGUGAAGUAACAGAUCAGGUGUAGUCACAGACCAGGUGUAGUAACAGACCAGGUGAAGUAAUAGA
Molecule: messenger RNA, 2474 nt
Organism: Scophthalmus maximus (turbot)
Lineage: Eukaryota; Metazoa; Chordata; Actinopteri; Pleuronectiformes; Scophthalmidae
Product: D(4) dopamine receptor-like
Exons: 4
Coding region: 397-1620 (407 amino acids)
Biological process (GO): adenylate cyclase-activating adrenergic receptor signaling pathway
Cellular component (GO): membrane
Molecular function (GO): dopamine neurotransmitter receptor activity, coupled via Gi/Go; G protein-coupled receptor activity
Source: RefSeq, a predicted model, not a curated record